This is a messenger RNA of Monascus purpureus, 2665 nucleotides long. The record is from the annotation of a GenBank genome assembly. NCBI's taxonomy places the organism in Eukaryota, Fungi, Ascomycota, Eurotiomycetes, Eurotiales, Aspergillaceae.
CGAAGACUGCAUUUCUUAUUCAUUAUCUGCAUCUUUGAUCCACUUUCGCGGGAUCUCGUGCGCAGUGGUGGAUGCUGUGCCUCAGUUACGCUGCUCCGUCCAUGAGCCCCUUGCUUAGCACGAUCCCUGGUUGAUUCAACCCCAAUUCGUCUCUCGAAUACGAUAAGCAUGUGCUGUAGCGCUGGAGCUAUUUGAAAUUCUACGCUUUGAUAUUAAGUUGCUCUCAGACCUUGUUAAGGUUGCGUUCACUGUCCACCCUCGCCCAUUGUAUCCACCCUCCCGCUCCUGCGAACCGUGCGCGAACACACCUCACCUUCACCAUCCAAGAUGCCACCGGCGCAUAAGGGCAAAGGCAAGGGUCGCGAUGCCCGACAGCCUCGAAGCCGGAAUACAACACCUAACUCCGAGUUCGGUACUACGCCUGCGGUCUCUCUAUCUGUUCCCUCUCCGAGAUAUCUCGAAAAUGACGUAUCCAAGCUGCUUCUGCCGUCCACCAUACAGUACUCGGAGAUUUUGGACCGUACGGGUGGUCUCGGGCCGAUUCCUGAUUCGAAGUCUCUGGCGUCUUUGAUGGAACAACUGAAAACACUUAGUCAGCUGGCUGAAGAACGCGGAGAUGCCUGUAAUGCAGGGAUACGGGAGCUGUCCCAGAGGCGCAAAGAGGUGGCAGAAGACCAUGAUUCGGGGGAGCGCAUGAGAUUGAAAAGGGAAGCGGAAGAUGACGAAGAAACCAGCCGGGUUCAUAAAGGAGGCAAAUGGAAGAAACGACGGGAGCGUGGUAGUUUGAAGGAGGAACGCCCGUUGAGUCAUGGUUCCCACGAACUGGCCCGGCAAGAUGGCGCGGAAACGAAGGUCGAAGGGGCUGCGUCUCCGGCGUCGAAGAAGAUUAAGAAGCGGGCGUCAGAGGAUCCUUCGUUAUCACCACGGUCACUGGCUUCCGCAGCGGUUGGCGAUGUUCCUGGCGCUGCUGCGUCACCGUCGAGUGAAAGCACCGACUCACAUCAGCCCGAACCGGCAUCCGCAGUUCCACAGUUUCAAGUAUUCGGACCAGACCCACUGAGGUUCGAUGAUCCGACUAUCUACCACAUUCGCGAAGUUACGCCUGAGAUGUCAGACGAUGAAAAGAAGGAAAUAUACUCCGUUGCUCGAUUCCCUUCUAGUGAUUUGCGCCAUCUGAUGGCUGGUACUCCUCCGGAUAAGGAUUUCAGCAAUGCCAAACCCACGAACCAAGUCAGCGCCAAUACCUUCCUCACAUACAUUGACCCUUUCGUCCGUCCAUUGACUGAAGAAGAUAUUGCAUUCUUGAAAGAAAAGGGUGAUCGGACUACUCCAUUUAUUAUGCCCAGAAGGGGGAACAAACAUUAUACAGAGAUUUGGGCUGAAGAGGAUGGAGCACUAAGCACUAGCAGGCAGACUGGAGAUCAAGAUGGUCUUCCAUUGAACCAGGGUCGCGGGAACAUCGAACAAUUGACUGACGAAGUUGCGGAAACCGAUAAGAUCUCCAUCGGCCCUCUGGUUAGCCGUUUGUACUCCUUACUGCGGUACGGGCACCGCGCUCCUCCGGACGAAAAUUCUACAAACACUACAUCCAACGUAGAUACCUCAGUAGCCAAUGGCGUUUCAAAUGGAGAUUCAAUGGAUAUUGACCAACCGACCGGCGAAUCGGAAAACAAACCCAUACCCCCUGCAACAUCUUUUCCUGAUGCGUCGCCGAGCGGCUUCAAAGUGCCAGCCGCAAAGCUCGACCAUGCCCAGCUCGAUGAACGCUUGAAAGCGGAACUCCGCCAUGUGGGCUUCUUUGGCCCGGACGAUAACCCGGAUUACGAUGCGCAUUACGACGACGAUAUAGCGCAGCGGUUGCGCCUGCUGCAGAGCGAACUGAAGAAGCAGAUGAUUAUCAACAGCGCUCGGAAAGCGAGGCUGCUUGAGAUUGCCCGGGAACGUCUAGCGUACCAAGAAUACACCACUAUUCAUGACGAUCUCGACUCUCAGGUCCAACAGGCCUAUCUCAAAAGGACUCGGACCCUGGGCAAGAGUAAGAAGGGCUCUCAAGCCAAACACCGUCCAGGAGGAGCUGGUGGUGGUAGCCACAUCGUCAGUGCAGCAGGAGUUAGUCGCCCUGCUAUCGGGGACGUUGCUAGGACUCUCAUGGACCGCCGCAAGCGCUGGCGUGACUGCAUCGGUCCUGUUUUCAAGGAUUCCAAGACCGCUGUUCCCAGGGCGGGAGAGACAGUUUUCGAACCAUCACUCAUGGCUGAGUAUGAGAAGGCCGAGCUUGACGGGUGGGACGAGGAGCAAGAAUGAAGGAUAUGCUUGUUUUCAUCUUAACUUUUUAUUUAUUUAUUUUUUAUUUUUUUCAGACACGGCAUACCAAUUUCAUUCACCAAGUCCCGUGUACGUUCCUGUAUAGCGAGCGUUUUUCUUUUCAACUUUGCAAGCUCCUUUCGGCAUUAUGGAACAUGAUCGAGUGCCUGUUUGGAAUGCCCCUCCUGUUUGGCGUUGAUAGAAGGAUGGAUAUGGGCUGGGCUGGUUUCUUUGAAGCGAGGCGUUUAGGAUUGGGCUUGCGUUCCCUGAAAAGAAACCGUUUGAUAUAAUCAAUUAACCUGAUGUUCUGAAUGACCGAUCCGUUGAUACCUGAGACUAUUAAUAUUAAGUACAAGUUGAC